GGCUCCUGAGCGGAGUGGCAGCCGGGGAGGCGGUGUGGCGAGUCCGGGCGGCCGAAGAUCGGGCGCAGAGGCCUGAGAGGCUGGCAGGAGACGGCAGUAGCGUGGGAGAGCGGCGCCACGGGCUGGGCGCUCCCGGCGUGAGGCGUGCGCUCCAUGCGUGCGGGCCGAGUGCGGCCCCUGCGAGCCUCCAACAUGAAGAAAGACGUGCGGAUCCUGCUAGUGGGAGAACCUAGAGUUGGGAAGACAUCACUGAUUAUGUCUCUGGUCAGUGAAGAAUUUCCGGAAGAGGUUCCUCCUCGGGCAGAAGAAAUCACCAUUCCAGCUGAUGUCACUCCUGAGAGAGUUCCAACACACAUUGUCGAUUAUUCAGAAGCAGAACAGAGUGAUGAACAACUUCAUCAAGAAAUAUCACAGGCUAAUGUCAUCUGCAUAGUUUAUGCUGUUAACAAUAAACAUUCUAUUGAUAAGGUAACAAGCCGAUGGAUUCCUCUCAUAAAUGAAAGAACAGACAAAGACAGCAGGUUCUCCCCGUGUAGUUGUUCAGCAAAAAACCUGAAGAAUAUAUCAGAGCUGUUUUAUUAUGCACAGAAAGCUGUUCUUCAUCCUACAGGGCCUCUUUACUGCCCAGAGGAGAAAGAGAUGAAACCAGCUUGUAUAAAAGCCCUCACUCGUAUAUUUAAAAUAUCUGAUCAAGAUAAUGAUGGCACUCUGAACGAUGCCGAACUCAACUUCUUUCAGAGAAUUUGUUUCAAUACUCCUUUAGCUCCUCAAGCUCUGGAAGAUGUCAAGAAUGUGGUCAGAAAGCACUUAAGUGACGGUGUGGCUGACAGUGGGUUGACGCUGAGAGGUUUUCUCUUUUUACAUACACUUUUUAUCCAGAGGGGGAGGCAUGAGACUACUUGGACUGUACUUCGACGAUUUGGUUAUGAUGAUGAUCUGGAUCUGACGCCUGAGUACUUAUUCCCCCUGAUCAUGCUUGUUUGGGGAUUUUUCUGUCGGGUAUCUGAAUGUCAUGUUACUUCCUUAAUGUGUCUUCAGGACAGAGACUGUGCGUUGUCACCUGAUGAACUUAAAGAUUUAUUUAAAGUUUUCCCUUACAUACCUUGGGGACCUGAUGUAAAUAACACAGUGUGCACGAAUGAAAGAGGCUGGAUAACUUACCAGGGAUUCCUUUCCCAGUGGACGCUCACAACCUACUUAGAUGUACAGCGUUGCCUGGAGUAUUUGGGCUAUCUAGGCUAUUCCAUACUAACGGAACAAGAGUCUCAAGCUUCAGCCAUUACAGUAACAAGAGAUAAAAAGAUUGACCUACAGAAAAAACAGACUCAGAGAAAUGUGUUCAGAUGUAAUGUAAUUGGAGUGAAAGGCUGUGGGAAAAGUGGAGUUCUUCAGGCUCUUCUUGGAAGAAACUUAAUGAGGCAGAAGAAAAUUCGUGAUGAUCAUAAAUCCUUUUAUGCAAUUAACACUGUCUAUGUAUAUGGACAAGAGAAAUACUUAUUGCUGCACGAUAUUUCAGAGUCGGAAUUUCUAACUGAAGAGGAGAUCAUUUGUGAUGUUGUAUGCCUAGUAUAUGAUGUCACUAAUCCCAAAUCCUUUGAAUACUGUGCCAGGAUUUUUAAGCAACAUUUUAUGGACAGCAGAAUUCCCUGCUUAAUUGUAGCUGCAAAGUCAGACCUGCAUGAAGUUAAACAAGAACAUAGUAUCUCACCUACUGAUUUCUGCAGGAAACACAAAAUGCCUCCACCUCAAGCCUUCACUUGCAACACUGCUGAUGCACCCAGUAAGGAUAUCUUUGUUAAAUUGACAACAAUGGCCAUGUAUCCAGAGGAUCAUUACAGAGGCAGCCUCUCCCGAGACAUGGGCAGCACUGAUAGAAUAGAGAAUUUGAGAAAAAUCUGGUUCUUUCUAAAAACUGCUUUCCAUGCCCGGUUACGCUGUAUGUGCACCUGCAACAGGUGUACAUUUUGCAUCUGUCAGAACUUCCUCAACUCAGACUUGCUGCAAUCUGUAAAGAACAAAAUCUUCACUGCAGUUCUUAACAGGUUAAAAGCCCGGGUAGCUGAAUGGGGUGCCAUGCUGUUAGCAGACGACGAAGGCAGUAUCACUCACCAGGUGCACGCCGUCCGCUCUGUAGAAGAUUCCAUCUUCAUGGAGUCAUCUCAUGGCGAGCUUUUUCUUGAUGACAGGCACGUGACACAAGCUGACCUCAAGAGCUCCACGUUCUGGCUUCGAGCGAGUUUUGGUGCUACCGUUUUUGCAGUUUUGGGCUUUGCUAUGUACAAAGCAUUAUUGAAACAGCGGUGAUUAAAAAGUAAUAAUAAUCGGCCUACCAAAAGCAAAUACUUUUAUGUACAUUCUGAAUGCUUUAAAUUCUGCUAGAAAUAUUGAGAUAUUUAUACAUGCAGAGUUACUUUAUUAAUAUUUGUAAUUCAUGCAUAAGAGUAUUUUACUGAUAGUUGAUGACUGCAGUAUUGGCUGGCAUGUGGAAGAAAACACCUUAGUAGCCAAAUUUAAGUAAGUGGCUGAAUUUCAGAGGCCAAAAGGGAAUAUUUUGUAAAUAAUGUAUAUAUUCAGGCAAGAUAUGGUCUCCCACACUGAGUCCUAGAAAUGGUGUUUGCAGACAUUUCUACAUUAGCGUCAUAGUGUUCACUUGGCUCACUCCACUAGGUUUCAGUCACCAGAGAUCGUGCCACUCUUGAAUCACGUAUUUAUUUCACGUUGACUCAGAAAGAUCCUUUGGCUUCUACAGCCACUUCUCCCUGUUUCUAAGAUCACACAGGAGUCAAGGUUAGCUUUCCAAAACCACUUGUUUCCGUCACUUAUGCUAGGCCAGAAUCGAAGCCAUUGUGAAAUCUAGAAAAUUGUGUAGCUGAGAGUGUGACUGAGGAGCUGAGGCAGAAGCGGCUAGCAAAGGUGUUACCUGUGUGACUACAGUGCUUGUCAGUGUGUGGGAUUUUAUAGCCCUUUCAAUCAAACGGGAAACAAUUUGUAUAUUAUCAAUGUUUUUAGUUUGAACAGGCCGCCCUGACCACUGCUGAUCUUCAUCUGAAGUGAAACUGUUCUCUAAUGGCCGUGUCUGUUGUAGUUUCUGCCGUAGCUGCAUGUGUCACAAAGUGUUCUAUAUCUGGCUGGGAUAAUCUAGAGGCAGCACUUUUUUAAUGGUAAAAUAAAUCUAAUGAAUAUAAACUCUCACAAUAAACCUAUUUUUUCCAUCAUUGACCUUUUUAGGUAUUUAAAUAAAUAAUUACUGUGUAAUGUGA
Molecule: messenger RNA, 3260 nt
Organism: Alexandromys fortis (reed vole)
Lineage: Eukaryota; Metazoa; Chordata; Mammalia; Rodentia; Cricetidae
Gene: Rhot1
Product: ras homolog family member T1
Exons: 22
Coding region: 154-2304 (716 amino acids)
Biological process (GO): small GTPase-mediated signal transduction; mitochondrion organization; mitochondrion transport along microtubule
Cellular component (GO): mitochondrial outer membrane
Molecular function (GO): GTPase activity; GTP binding
Source: RefSeq, a predicted model, not a curated record